Penaeus vannamei (Pacific white shrimp) is the source of this 2260-nucleotide messenger RNA. The record is from RefSeq and is a predicted model, not a curated record. Lineage: Eukaryota; Metazoa; Arthropoda; Malacostraca; Decapoda; Penaeidae.
AUGCCUUUCCUUCAUCAGCAUGGGACUGCCGCCGCUUCAGACCCUGCUGAUCUGGCUGUGCCUCGGGCGCGGCGUGGCCCUCGCUCGGUGCUGAAUUCUACAGCCUCGACGAAGCCAAGAGUGGAACCCAGCAAGGGAACGCCGCCCAGUGAAGGAGGAGGCGCUAAAGGAGACCAAGGAGCAGAACUUCAGAAGGUCGUAGAAAAGAAGGAGGCGGUAGAGUGUCCGAAAGAUGUAGGAAGCGGCGUGGCAAUUGAUGAAGGUGAGAGCACCGGGGAGUCCGACUUCGAGAGCGACGAGGAUUGCGAUACGAGCAUUGUAAAGGGAGACGGAGGAGAAACGGACGAGGAAGAUGAGAGUACAGAAGAAUCUAAAAAGGGGACUGGUAAAGAAAACGGAACUGAAAGUGGCGGAGGUAAAGGGGGGAAAGGCGAGAGUGGCGUGAAAGACGAAACAAAGGCAAACAAGACCAAAACCACUAACGAAACUUUGAAUGGCGUGAAAAACGAAAGCAAGAGUGACGUGAAAAACGGAACUCUGAGUCGGCCGAAAGUCAAACCUGGAAGUGGCAAAAACAGGACAGGGGAUUCUGACUCAAGUGACAUUGAAAGCACUGAAGAAUCCGACUUUGAACAAACAACUGAAGAUGAAGAAAAGGAGAGAGCUAAAAGUGAAAAGAAGGCAAAACAAGCGGAGGAGAAACAGAAUAAAGGCAAAACAACUGAAGAUGGAACGACUGGCAAUAGGUCGAUGAAAGUGGCAGACCAAGCAAAGAAAACCGAAACGACUAAAGGUGGGGAAAAUGACGAGAAGGUGAAGGAAGUGGCAGACGAAACGAAUGAAAGUGGAACGACUAAAGAUGGAGAAAAUGACGAGAAGGUGAACGAAGUGGCAGACGAAACGAACGAAAGUGGAACGACUAAAGAUGACGAAAAUGACGACAAGGUGAACGAAGUGGCAGACGAAACGAACGAAAGUGGAACGACUAAAGAUGGAGAAAAUGACGAGAAGAUGAACGAAGUGGCAGACGAAACGAACGAAAGUGGAACGACGAAAGAUGGAGAAAAUGACGAGAAGGUGAACAAAGUGGCAGACGAAACGAACGAAAGUGGAACGACUAAAGAUGGAGAAAAUGACGAGAAGAUGAACGAAGUGGCAGACGAAACGAACGAAAGUGGAACGACGAAAGAUGGAGAAAAUGACGACAAGGUGAACAAAGUGGCAGACGAAACGAACGAAAGUGGAACGACUAAAGAUGGAGAAAAUGACGACAAGGUGAACGAAGUGGCAGACGAAACGAACGAAAGUGGAACGACUAAAGAUGGAGAAAAUGACGAGAAGGUGAACAAAGUGGCAGACGAAACGAACGAAAGUGGAACGACUAAAGAUGGAGAAAAUGACGAGAAGGUGAAUAUGGCAGACGAAACGAACGAAAGUGGAACGACUAAAGAUGGAGAAAAUGACGAGGUGAAGAAAAUGGCAGACGAAACGAAUGAAAGUGGAACGACUGAGGAUGAAGAAAAUGACGAGAAGAUGAAGGAAGUGGCAGACAAAACGACUAAAAAUGGAGAAAAUGACGAGAAGGUGAAGGAAGUGGCAGACGAAAUGACUAACAAUAAAAAAUAUCACAAGAAAUUGGCAGACAAAAAGAAAGAAAAAAACGCUAAGGCUGAAAAAAAGGACAAAAAAGUGGCAGACGGAACAAAAAAAGAAAAGAAAGUGACAGACAAACCGAAGGAUAACGAGACGACUAUGGCUAAUAAGAAGGAAAAGAAAGUGACAGACAAACCGAAUAAAGACGAAACGACUAUGAAUGGAGUGGCAGACAAAAGGAGAAGUAAGAAGGAACCGAAGUUGGUCAUAGCGCCGAUGGAGGCGACACAACCGAAGGUGGAGAUUGAGACCAACUCGAAGUUGACAAAGCUAGACCAUUGAAAAUAAGUGACGAUGAUAGGGAAGAUAUCAAUGACGAAGACAGAGAUGAAAGUGACGAGACGGUGACGAAAGUGACAGACGAAAACAAAGGAUAAAACCGAAAUAGAAACUAAUAGAAGAAAUAAAAAUAAAGAAAUAACGAAGAGAAAGCUACCGAAAGAUACGAUACUGAAAAUGACAGAAAGACAACGAGGAGGAAAAUGACCUCACAUUCACUAGCGAAUUACCCAAGAAUCCAUGUUGAAGUUUUCGGUAAAAUCUGGUUUUGAAGUCGAUGCAAAAAAGUUCAAUCGGCUUGAGAGUUGAAAAUAAGAAAAAAAACAAA